AUGGCUAACUGGAAACUCUACGCAAGUUCUGCGGGAACUGUCACCACGAUGCUUUGGCGACAUACAUCCAGUAACAAUUACAAACUCGAGUCCAUGGAAGAUCACGCAGUUCUAGCGGGACAACUAAAUACGCCGUUCCCCUUAACCACGCUGCAGGUGCAAAUUGGUGACGUAGUGGGCUGGAAGACUGGAGGCGCAGAGUUAAUUCCAAACAGCGCUACUGCGAGCGCGGGUACGCGGAAUCAGCCAUUGAACGCAGUACUAAAUGCCGAGGUACCUUGGGGCGGGACGCUUGACACCGCCAGUACAUACGCAUUUGGAGCCGUCGUUGCAGAAAAUGAUUUGCCAACAAUUACCGGAGGAUCAGAGACCAUAACCGACACAGCCACGUCACAGACAGUACACACUCUAGCGAUCACAGACACAGACAGUCUCAAUUUCCUCGGAGAUACAGUCGUAGGAAUCACGUCAACAUCUCCCGCCACAACAGAAUUCUCCAUAGGAAAUGACGGUACUGAUUUCGUGAUAAACAGUGGUGCUAGUUUAACAGUCGGUACGUAUGAACUGGAAGUAACAGUCGAGGACGCUUGCGAAGUCAAAGUAUCUGCCACUGUGACAAUCACUGUUCAAAAUCCGGCGCCGGUAUAUGACCCGUCAACACCAGACACAUCAUACAGCGGGACAAUAAGUGACGAUACGACUACUGCUACUUCUAUAUACUCAUUCCUUGUGGUUGAUACUGACCCAGUCACGUGUACAGUUGAUAAUACAAACUUCGAAAUUAGAGACGCACCACCAAAUAAAGAAAUUUGGCUUAAAGACGUUGCUACGACCGACCUCCAUUAUGAUGACACUGCAGUUGAGGGCAUGGGUAUUAGUUGUACGGAUGGAUCCACUGCGGCACUAAGAACGUACACUGUUAAUAUUACUGACGCGUUGCCGGUUUUAUCAGACCUUGGAGUGACGACGAAUGUCGGGGAUGGAGCAGCGAGCGGCACGUCCGUCUAUCAGUUUACCGUGGACGACCAAGAUGACGUGGUCACGUGUACAUCAUCUGACCCAGACUUUACUGUAAAUUCUGUUGAUGGUGUGGCGGGAACACAAAGAUUUGAUAUAGAGACAGCAGUAGUCCUUGAUGCAGCCACAACGCCUUCAUAUUCAUUAACACUGUCUUGUCUAGAUGGUGUUAAUGCAGCAGUAACAGAUACACUCACAAUAACAGUGUCAGAUACUGCACCGGUAUUCGAUCCAGCUACUCCGGACACUUCGUACACAGGAACAAUAAGUGACGACACCACAAUUGCUACAAGUCUAUACGCCUUCUCCGUGAUUGAUACGAAUGCAGUCACGUGCACAACCGAUAAUUCGAAAUUCGAAAUACGAGAUGUUCCACCAAAUCAAGAAAUUUGGCUUAAAGAUGUUGCUGCAACUGACCUAAAUUUUGAUAACAAUGCUGAGGAGAACAUGACCAUAAGUUGUGACGACAGCACAACCACUAUAACGAGAACGUUCUCUGUUGAUAUAUCCGACGCGCCGCCGACUUUAUCAAACCUUGGAGGAGCGACUACGGGACCUAUCGGUGACCUCACCACCGCCAUCGGCACUACCAUCUAUCAGUUCACUGCCACGGAUCAAGAUGACCCCGUCACAUGCACAUCUUCUGAUGGAAACUUUACGAUAACUAACGAUAGUCCUGGUGCUGUGGGAACGCAAGUGUUAAAUAUUGUGACAGCAGCGGCCCUUAACGAAGACACAACAGCAUCUUUUUCGCUAACACUGACUUGUCUUGAUGGUGUUAAUGCAGCCGUGACAGAUACUCUGAUAGUCACAGUGUCUGAUGAUCAGCCGACUCUGACAGGCUUGGAUGUGACAUCGGCGGCAUUACCUGACGGUGUCCAGGCAGCAGAGCCUACGCUUGUUUCGUUCACAGUCACUGAUGCUAACGAUGUUGCUGGUAUAACAUGCAGUAUCACAGCACCAAAUGACGUACUAUUCCAGUUAACCGGAACAGCACCAAAUAUUGACGUGAAACCAAUAACCGGAACGACGUUGGAGGCGGCAUCUGCGCCUUAUGAAGUAGAGAUAUUGUGUGAUGACGACGAAGCUGCAAAUACAGUCAGUGGCACAGUAACCGUGCCUGUCACCAACGUGGCUCCUGUGUUUGUUGAUAUGCCAGCUACACUGUCGCCGGCCAUAUCGGAUGCAACUGACGUUGAUACCCUUCUACACAGCUUCUCCGUCACGGACUCACCGACGGCAACAAUUACAUGUUCGUAUACCGCAGCCGCUCCAUAUGACGAUGAUUUUGACAUUCAAGGAACGCCACCUGAUUUUGAGAUUUGGCUCCUGGCUGCAAAUGAUCUGCACUAUGACGCGAAUUCCACAGUACCAGUAACUGUAACUUGCACUGAUACAUUUACAAGCAUCACUGAAGAUUUCACUGUAGACAUUUAUGAUGAGGAUCCGGUAUGGACCGGGUUUCCGGCUGCGACAUACCAGUAUUUAUCAGAUGGAGGGGCUUCGGCAGUUUCUUUAUAUUUAUUUUCUGUGGCUGACUCGGAUGACACCAUGCUUUGUGCAGUGGACCAAACUUCUCCGGAAGCAACGCAUUUUGAAAUAAGACCAUUAACACCACCUGAAUUCGAAUUAUGGUAUCAGGGUAGUCCCCCGGCAACUUUGGACUACACGGCGGCGUCAUCACAUGACGUGUCCAUCAUCUGCAACGACAGCGCAUUAUACACACAUACCGAGGUGUUUACGGUUGAUCUGGAAAACAGUCCGCCGACGUUCACCAACCUGCCUAAUGCGUCGCCAACAAUUUCAGAGUCAGAAACUACCAAGACAUCUCUGUUCACCGUAUCUGUCUCUGACAACACAGAGGCAUAUUGUUACCUGUCUGAUACUGUCAUAGCUGCGGGUAUUGAACCCCUGGAGAAAGGCACCGUGGCAUUGCCCAUUACAGAAUAUGUAGUGUAUGCCUGGCAUACUACUGGCUUUGACUUCGAAGGAAGGUCAGGGACGAUCACUGUAGAUGUGUCAUGCGGUGAUACUGUUUCUACUAUCACUGAAACACUGACAAUAAAUAUCCAAAAUUCAGCACCAGUAAUAACUAAUCCCGGGGGAUCCUACACUGUAUCUGAAGAAGAGACUGGGACCUUGACAAUGAAAACUAUUAAUUUUGAGAAGUUUGAUGCGGAUGAUGCAGCAUGUACCAUGACAAAUGCUGAUGGCGGUCCUUUUGAUGUUACCAAUAACCAGAUAGUGAAGACUGCUGCUGGAGUGUUAGAUUACGAGACGAAGGAUGCAUAUAGCCUUGUCGUCAGUUGUACAGAUGGUGUAUUGACAACUACAGAUACCUUCACGGUCAACGUCGAAAAUAAGGGCCCUGACAUAACAAACCUCCCUUCGGCAAUUGAAAUACCAGAACAGCAAGUUGAUAGGCUUCAGUUACUUGGUCUUACAUUGUCAGAAGAUGCUGUUGAUUGUUCACAGGUAGCUCCAGUUGAGCCAGAAUUCGAAGUACUGUAUGAGCCGUCCACAAGCUUAUGGACUAUAUAUUAUGUGGGUCAAGCUGUGGCCGGGAAAUCUCUAAAGUAUGAAACCACGCCUUACUACGAUAUCAAUAUUGUAUGUACUGAUACCCUGUCUGGAGCACAAGGCAAGCAGAAAACAUAUACGGUCAGCGUAAUCGAUAAUGAGGCACCAGUUUUCGACAACAUUGGAG
Mercenaria mercenaria is the source of this 3724-nucleotide messenger RNA. RefSeq lists its product as uncharacterized. The transcript has 26 exons. The record is from RefSeq and is a predicted model, not a curated record. Gene Ontology annotation, cellular component: membrane. The annotation marks the transcript as partial. Gene Ontology annotation, biological process: homophilic cell-cell adhesion. Gene Ontology annotation, molecular function: calcium ion binding. Lineage: Eukaryota; Metazoa; Mollusca; Bivalvia; Venerida; Veneridae.